Molecule: messenger RNA, 1224 nt
Organism: Penicillium angulare
Lineage: Eukaryota; Fungi; Ascomycota; Eurotiomycetes; Eurotiales; Aspergillaceae
Exons: 1
Coding region: 1-1224 (407 amino acids)
Biological process (GO): glucan catabolic process
Cellular component (GO): cell surface; extracellular region
Molecular function (GO): glucan exo-1,3-beta-glucosidase activity
Source: RefSeq, a predicted model, not a curated record
AUGAGAACUUUAUCCCCCCUCCUCGCUCUUGGCCUCUACACAGCCCAAGCACUUUCCAAUCCAACACCCCACUCGAAAUCCGACACCAACACCAACAACAAAAAUGACUACAUUGAUUGGCGCACCUUCCACGCUCACGGAGUCAACCUCGGCGGCUGGCUAGAACAAGAAUCAACCAUAGACACCUACUGGUGGGCUAAAGAAUGCGCCGGCGCCACAACCCUCUGCGACCUCGGCGAAUGGGGUCUAUGCCAACACCUAGGCGCCCAAUGUGGACCCGUCCUCGAACACAGAUAUGCAACCUACAUCACAACGGAAGAUAUCGACAAAUUUGCCAGCGCCGGCGUCACGAUCCUUCGUAUCCCAACAACCUACGCUGCAUGGAUUGAUCUACCCGGAUCCGAACUCUAUCAUGGAAACCAACGCACAUACAUCCACCGCAUCGCAACCUAUGCUAUUGAAAAACACAAUAUGCAUAUCCUUGUUGAUAUCCACUCUUUACCUGGUGGAACUAAUGGGUUGGAUAUCGGUGAAGCUACCGGUCAUUGGGGAUGGUGGUGGAAUCAAACGGCGCUAGAUUGGUCCCUUCGCGCCGUGGAUGCGUUGAUUGAUUUCGUUCAGGAAUCUGGUCAUCCAGAAAGCUACAGUAUUGAACCUAUCAAUGAGCCGGCUGAUAAUACUGAUUUUGCGGAUUUCGGAACUGCCGCUGCGUUAUCUGAUCACGGUGCUGAGUGGUUAUCUGGGUAUAUUCAUAAGGUCAUUGAACGGGUGAAGAAGGUGAAUCAUCGCAUUCCUGUUAUGUUUCAGGGAUCUUUCAAGACGGAGGAGUAUUGGUCUCCUUUCUUUGAGGAGGGGACGAAUCUCGUCUUUGAUCUGCAUCAUUAUUAUUAUCAGUAUGAUAAUUCUACUUCGGAGAAUAUUAUGGAGUUUCUUUGCAAGGAUGCAAAGGCUAGUAAGGGGGAUGGAAAGUUUCCUACUUUUGUUGGUGAGUGGUCGAUUCAGACGGGGGCUAAUAACUCUUUGGGGUUGAGGGGGAAGAAUGUGAGAGAGGGGAUUGAGGCUUGGGGGUCUUUUACGAGGGGGAGUUCCUAUUGGACUGGGAAGUAUUUGAGUAAUGCUACUGUUGAGGGGGAGGGGGAGAUGGGGGAUUAUUGGAAUUAUGAAGGUUUUAUUGAUAAUGGGUAUUUUGGGGCUCAUGUUGAAGUGAAGGAUGUUUGUUCUUAG